This is a messenger RNA of Benincasa hispida (wax gourd), 1349 nucleotides long. RefSeq names its product NAC domain-containing protein 2-like. Gene Ontology annotation, biological process: regulation of DNA-templated transcription. The record is from RefSeq and is a predicted model, not a curated record. Lineage: Eukaryota; Viridiplantae; Streptophyta; Magnoliopsida; Cucurbitales; Cucurbitaceae. Gene Ontology annotation, molecular function: DNA binding.
CUAAGUUUCAAGCGCAGCAGCAGAGAAAUAACUUUGAGAGAAAACUGAAAAAAAAAAGACGAGAGAAAAAGAGAGGAGAAAUUAUGGCCGCCGAUUUGCAAUUACCGCCGGGAUUUAGGUUUCAUCCAACGGACGACGAGCUUGUAACGCAUUAUCUGUGCCGUAAAUGUGCGUCGCAGCCGAUUUCUGUGCCGAUUAUUGCUGAAAUCGAUCUUUAUAAAUACAAUCCCUGGGAUUUGCCUGAAAGGGCUUUGUACGGAGAGAAAGAGUGGUAUUUCUUUUCUCCGAGGGACCGGAAGUAUCCGAACGGUUCGAGGCCGAACCGGUCGGCUGGGAGUGGGUAUUGGAAGGCGACCGGAGCUGAUAAACCGAUUGGGCGGCCGAAGCCGGCUGGGAUUAAGAAGGCUUUGGUGUUCUACUCAGGGAAAGCUCCCAAGGGUGAGAAAACCAAUUGGAUCAUGCACGAGUACCGGCUCGCUGACGUGGACCGGUCCGCUCGCAAGAAGAAUAGUCUGAGGCUAGACGAUUGGGUACUCUGCCGUAUAUACAACAAAAAGGGCGUAAUCGAGAAACAGCAACAGCACCACCACCUUCCAAUCAAUCAGCCGGAAAUGAGUACAAUCGGAUUCGUAGAAACCGAGGAACAGGAGGAAAAGCCGGAAAUUCUCAACGACGGGGCAGUUUCCGGCCGAAUUCCGUCGCAAGCUCCACCGUCAUCCGGCGUAGUGAACGAUUACAUGUACUUCGACGCAUCAGAUUCAAUUCCUCGUCUUCACGCCGACUCGAGCUGCUCGGAGCACGUGGUAUCGUCAGAGUUCACGUGCGAAGUCCAGAGUCAACCUAGAUUAAAAGAAGAGUACUCUGGAUUUCAGUACAAUUACAUGGACACUUCAUUGGAAAACGCCUUCUGUGCUCAAUUUCCGACUUUAAAUCUGAUGUCGCCAUUGCAGGAUAUGUUCAUGUUCAAGCCAUUUUGAAUUCGACAUGUCGAAUUUUCUUGUUCGAUUGUACGGUGGCUCGAGACGGUGGUCGAUGACUGUGCCGUGCGAUAAUUUGCGCAAUAAGCAAUUGCUGCUGUAAUGAUGAGAUCUGAAUCAACUCGGUGGCGGAAGCGGCGGCGCUGGCGACGGAGCCCCAGUUCGAGUUGAAAAUUGUCGCGAUGAGCUAUUUUAGCACGUGUAUUGUCGAUGUAUAUAUUUGUGUCAAACGUGCCAGUGAUUGGAGAAACGUUUUUAAUAUUGUUGCAAUUUGCUGACAAUUUUUUUCUCUAAAAUUAAAUUACUAGCACUUAAUCCUCAACUUGUAUUUCCUUUUUUCCUAAUAAAAAUGUAUUUCCUUUAUUGCCUUCA